AUGUUUGACACCAUGGACUCUCCCUCUUACUGCCUUCUCCUUGCAGGUCUAUCUUUAUACUUUGAAGAUGGACAUGAUGAUCUGGAUGAUUUUGGAUUUGAUGACUAUGGUUCAGAGUGUGACGGCAUCCGCAUCACAGCCUUCCUCGAUGCAGGACAAGACAACCUAACUCCUCUUGGGAGGCUAGAAAAGUAUGCCUUCAGUGAGAAUGUCUUCAAUAGGCAGAUCGUGGCUCGCGGCCUGCUUGAUGUGCUUCGAGAGUUCAGUGACAAUGAAAAUGACUUUAUCAGUGUCAUGGAGACAGUUUCCAGAAUGUCAGAAGAUGGAGAGCCCACAGUGCGAGCCGAACUGAUGGAGCAGGUCCCCAACAUUGCCAUGUUCUUGCACGAGAGUCGGCCCAACUUCCCAGCAGCUUUCUCAAGAUACUUGGUCCCCAUUGUCGUGCGAUAUCUCACUGAUCCAAAUAACCAGGUGCGGAAGACCAGCCAGGCGGCGCUGCUCGUUCUGUUGGAGCAGGGCCUCAUCUCUAAAGCUGAUAUGGAGACCAAAGUCUGUCCAGUUCUACUCGACCUCACAGAACCCAGCAGUGAUGAUGACUACAAAAUCGAGGCAGUCUCUAUGAUGUGUAAAGUCGUCACCAUGCUGAGCAAAGACACAGUGGAGCAUCUCCUGCUGCCGCGGUUCUGUGACCUGUGCAGCGACGCCAGGCUCUUUCAAGUCCGCAAGGUCUGUGCUGCAAAUUUCGGAGAGUUUUGUUCUAUUGUCGGUCAGGAGGCCACAGAAAAACUACUGAUGCCCAAGUUCUUCGAUCUGUGCUCGGACAGUCUGUGGGGCAUCAGGAAAGCCUGUGCCGAGUGCUUCAUGAUGGUCUCCAAUUGUACCUCUCCAGAGGUGCGACGUGCAAAACUGUCCCCCCUGUUCAUCAGCCUCAUCAGUGACCAGUCUCGCUGGGUGCGACAGGCUGCUUUUCAGUCCCUGGGGCGUUUCAUCUCCACCUUCGCCAACCCGUGCAGCACAGGCCUUCACUUCAGAGGGGAUGGCGGCCGACUCGAGGUCCCCAGGUGUACAUUGGCCAGCGACUGCUCCCUAAACUCUCUGAACUGCUCCGAGAUUAACGUCCGCCACGCGGGAAGAACCAUCGCUCACACGCCUCCCAACCAGGACGGCCGCGCCACCCCGUCCCCAGAGCACGUGUCGACAGCCGACGGCGAGGACACGCGCAGCUUUGACGACCACUACACUUCGGUUCCCCGAGAGAUGCGCGGCGGCGGCGGCUUCGCCCGCCCGCUCUCCAACAGCAACGCUAGCCCUACGACCACAAACAAUGCUCGGAACACAAAAGACACGGAGCACAGAGACGAGAACUUUAAUUCCUUUAACUAUUGGAGAUCUCCUUUACCAGACAUAAGUGGGGACCUGGAAAUGUUAAAUAGUGAUGAAUCGGAGGAGAUGAUGGAGCAGAAGGAAAGGAAAGAGGAGGAACUCGAUUUCCCUGAUUCCAAGUCCAGCCCUGGCAAAGCGACCAGUGACCAGAUCCAGAAGGUCUUGGACUGUUUGCAACCGCACAUUGAUGACCCGGAUGUACAAGCUCAAGUCCAGGUGUUGUCAGCCGCUCUGAAGGCAGCCCAGCUCGACAGCACAGACGACGACGACGACGACGGCGUCGAGAGCCCGUCUGUGGAGGUCACAUCUGUGGAGGUUCAGUCUGCGAGUGAAGAGAGUCCCACAGAAGAGGAGCCAACGAUGAAGCCUCCUGCAGCCUCGGAGUCCAGCCCUGUCCAGGAGCAAGGGGACGAGGAGACGCAGACGGAGGACCAGGAAGAGUCUCCUCCCGACUCGCCUAUUCUGGAGUCUGAACUGAUUGAGAGUGUGGAGGAGGAGGAAGAGGAGGAGGAGGAGGACGACGAGGAAAAGGAAGGAAAGGAAGACUCUGCUCACAGCCCCGUGUUUGAGGAUAAGCCCAAGAUCCAGAACGUCAUUCCCCAGCAGCUGUUGGACCAGUACCUCUCUAUGACGGACCCGGCCCGAGCGCAGACAGUGGAUACAGAAAUAGCCAAACACUGUGCCUUCAGCCUGCCGGGGGUAGCGCUCACUCUGGGACGGCAGAACUGGCACUGCCUCAAGGACACGUAUGAAACCCUCGCUACCGAUGUGCAGUGGAAGGUGCGGCGUACGCUGGCGUUCUCCAUCCACGAGCUGGCGGUCAUCCUGGGCGACCAGCUGACCGCAGCCGACCUGGUGCCCAUCUUCAACGGCUUCCUCAAAGACCUGGACGAGGUCCGCAUCGGCGUGCUCAAACACCUCUACGACUUCCUCAAGCUGCUGCACGCAGACAAGAGGAGAGAGUAUCUCUACCAGCUGCAGGAGUUCAUGGUGACGGACAACAGUCGCAACUGGAGAUUCCGAUACGAGCUGUCAGAGCAGCUGAUCCUGAUCAUCGAGUUGUACAGCCACUACGACGUGUAUGACUACCUCAGACAGAUAGCACUCACUCUCUGCUCCGACAAGGUCUCCGAUGUCAGGUGGAUCUCGUACAAGCUGGUGGUGGAGAUCCUCCAGAAGCUGUAUGCGUGUGGAGCCGACGACCUGGGCCUGAACUUCAUCAACGAGCUCACCGUGAGGUUCUGCCACUGUCCCAAGUGGGUGGGGCGGCAGGCCUUCGCCUUCAUCUGCCAGGCCAUCGUGGAGGAGGACUGCAUGCCCAUGGAGCAGUUUGGGCAGCACCUCUUGCCCAGCCUGCUCAGCCUCUCCUCAGACCCGGUGGCCAACGUCCGCGUGCUGGUGGCCAAGGCUCUGAGGCAGAGCGUCAUGGAGAAAGCUUACUUCAAGGAGCCCGGCUGUGCCUUCUCCGACGAGCUGGAGGAGACGGUGAUGGCCCUGCAGUCCGACAAGGACCGGGACGUCCGCUUCUUCGCCAGCCUGGACCCCGACCGAAGCUUGAUGGACACGGCUCCCUUGAUUUAGCCGCCGCUCCCGAGACCCAGCCCACCCGCCUGCCUGUCUACCUACCUGUCUGUGUGUGUGACUGACGAACAGUCGGCGUAACCCGCAACACCAGCACCUGACCGGAUCCCCGACCACUCGCCUGCUGGGCAGACCACUUGGGAAUCAUGUCAGAUGGUCAGAUUACGGUACAGAAGCACGAGCGUGUUCAAAAGGACACGAGCCAGACUCUGGUCGGGCGCUCCACGUCGCAUUCACAACACGGGAUGCAUACUUCUCAGUUUUCAGAAAAUGAGCAGGACUCAAGAGGUUUGCUGCUCCUCUGUAUUCAUGCCCGAACUUGCCCGCCCCUCUUCCACACUGACAUCGACUCGAUCCCUCCCCAAUCACAGACUUGUAAAACGUCAACGGGAUCUAUCUCUCCAAAGCUAAUUGUAAGCUUGAUUAUAAAAUUGCUGAAUUGAUUUUUUUUUUUUUUUUUUUUUUUUUUUUUAAAUGCUUCUUUUUGUGGAUUUCUUAACGAACAAGUGGGCGAGGCCCGCCUGACUCUGACAUGUGCACUAACUCAGGGGGACUCAUCUGAACCUAAACAGCAUUAUUACCUUACAUGAUAAGCAGCAGCAGCUCCUGGAUCCCUGGAGGGAAAAGAAAAAGAAAAAGAAACUAUCCAGCCGUCUGCGCAACACAAGCAGCCAAAUCAAGUAGCUCUGCUGGCGCCUCUCGCCUCCUCUGGACAGCCUCCGUUGUCUCGCCCUCUUCGGAGACGUCCUCUGGGUUGUCGUCCGGUUCCCUUCCUCUUCUUCUCUCUCUCUGCAUCUCUCCACCUGGUCUCCGCGGGCCACUGAAACCACUACUACUGCACAGAAGGACUAGUGAUUCUGCCACUCAGCGUAACUCUCGACUAAAACCGUAUCGAUACGUUUUUGUUGUUGUUGAAAGGACACCGUAACAAUCUGUUGAUUUCCCCCCCCCCAACACACUCCCCUCCCCUCCCCUUGUGUCUGUUUACCCAAAAAAAAUGUGACACAACACGUCUCCCAAAACGACAAGAGACAAAUAAAAUACCUCUGUUUGGAAACGA
This is a messenger RNA of Pseudoliparis swirei, 4024 nucleotides long. It is a transcript of the gene ppp4r1l, whose product is annotated as protein phosphatase 4, regulatory subunit 1-like. The record is from RefSeq and is a predicted model, not a curated record. Gene Ontology annotation, molecular function: protein phosphatase regulator activity; protein binding. The coding region runs from base 1 to 2964 and encodes 987 amino acids. Gene Ontology annotation, biological process: protein dephosphorylation. NCBI's taxonomy places the organism in Eukaryota, Metazoa, Chordata, Actinopteri, Perciformes, Liparidae. The transcript has 19 exons.